Molecule: messenger RNA, 6367 nt
Organism: Harpia harpyja (harpy eagle)
Lineage: Eukaryota; Metazoa; Chordata; Aves; Accipitriformes; Accipitridae
Gene: SNED1
Product: sushi, nidogen and EGF like domains 1
Exons: 33
Coding region: 102-4439 (1445 amino acids)
Biological process (GO): heterophilic cell-cell adhesion; establishment or maintenance of epithelial cell apical/basal polarity; cell-matrix adhesion
Cellular component (GO): protein-containing complex; plasma membrane
Molecular function (GO): protein binding; calcium ion binding
Source: RefSeq, a predicted model, not a curated record
CUCCGUGCCCGUCGGCGGGUGCCCUUCCCCCGCCGCGCCGCCAUGCCGCGGUGGCCGGUGCCGGCGUCGGCGUGAGAAGCAAACGGCGGGUCCCGGCGGCCAUGCGGGGCCUGGCGGGCUGGGCCGUGCUGGUGGCCCUGGGCGAGUGGCUAUGGGCGGGCGGCGUGGUGCCGCUGGCAGACUUCUACCCCUUCGGGCCCACGCAGGGCGACGCCGCCACGCGGAAGCAGGACGACGGCGGCUCCGAGCUGCGGCCCCUCUCCCUCCCCUUCCCUUUCUUCGGCGCGGGGCACACCGGCCUCUACGUGAACAACAACGGGAUCAUCUCAUUCCUGAAGGAGGUGUCCCAGUUCACACCGGUGGCCUUCCCCAUCUCCAAGGACCGGCGCGUGGUGGCUGCUUUCUGGGCUGACGUGGAUAACCGGCGGGCGGGCGAUGUGUAUUACCGGGAGAGCACUGAGCAGCCCAUCUUAGAGAGAGCAAGCAGGGACAUCGCGCAGUAUUUCCCCGAGUUUCCGGGGUUUUCCGCGCAGUGGGUCUUCAUCGCCACCUGGUACCGAGUGACCUUCUUCGGGGGCAGUUCGUUUUCACCAGUAAACACUUUCCAGAUUGUUCUCAUCACAGACGGCAAGCUCUCCUUCACCAUCUUCAACUAUGAGUCCAUCACCUGGACCACGGGUAUGCACGCCAGCAGUGGGGGGGACUUUGCUGGGCUCGGCGGCAUCGCGGCGCAGGCAGGUUUUAACGCCGGUGAUGGAAAGCGCUACUUCAACAUCCCCGGAUCCCGCACCGAUGACAUCGCUGACGUGGAGAUGACGACAAAUGUGGGUAUCCCCGGGCGCUGGGUGUUCAGAAUCGAUGAUGCCCAGGUGCAAGUGGGGGGCUGCAGCAAUACAACGUCUGUCUGCCUGACGCUGCGGCCCUGCCUGAAUGGGGGGAAGUGUAUCGAGGACUGCAUCACGGGGAACCCCUCCUACACCUGCUCCUGCCUGGCUGGCUUUACUGGGAAGAGGUGCCAUGUCGAUGUGGAUGAGUGUCUCUCCCACCCAUGUCAGAACGGAGCCACCUGCCUCAAUGGUGCCGGCAACUUCAGCUGCAGGUGCCUGCCGGGCUUCAGAGGCACCAACUGCGAGACCGAAGAGUCACCAUGUGAGAGCAGGGUGUGCCAGAACGGCGGGAGGUGCCAGGCGGUGAACGGGACGGCAGCAUGCUUGUGCCAGCUGGGGUAUACGGGGGCGGACUGCCAGACAGAGGUGAACGAGUGCGAGUCCAGCCCGUGCUUGAACGGUGGGCACUGUGUCGACAUGGUUGAUAACUACACCUGCGUGUGCCUGGAGCCCUUCGUGGGACAGCGCUGUGAGACAGACUCAUCUUCCUGUGAGGACUGGAGCUGCAGAAACCGGCAGACGUGCAACUACAUCCGCCCUGGCCGCUACAUCUGCACCUGCUCCCCGGGUUAUUACGGCAACAACUGCCAGUACGGUGGGCCCCGUGUGCCUGGCGCCUGCCUCUCCCACCCAUGCCAGAACGCGGGCAGCUGCCUGGAGACAGAGCAGGGCUACAUCUGCGAAUGCCGGGAGGGCUACACUGGGCAGGACUGUCGAGACAAACUCUCGGAGGGCUGCGAGUGUCGCAAUGGGGGCAGUUGUCUGGAGGGGAAUGUCACCAUCUGCCAAUGCCCACCUGGGUUUUUUGGUCUCCUCUGUGAAUUUGAAGUCACCACCACACCGUGCAACAUGAACACGCAGUGCCCAGAUGGUGGGUACUGCAUGGAGUAUGGCGGGAGCUACCUCUGUGUCUGCCACACUGACUACAGCACCAACCACACGAUGCCAUCCCCCUGUGACUCGGAGCCCUGCCUGAACGGGGGGUCCUGUGAGGUUCAUGAUGACUCAUAUACCUGCGAGUGUCCUCGAGGCUUCCUUGGCAAGCACUGUGAGAAAGCCAAGCCACGGCUGUGCAGCACGGGGCCCUGUCGCAACGGGGGCACCUGCAGGGAGGCGGAUGGCGAGUACCACUGCACCUGCCCCUACCGCUUCACCGGCAAGCACUGCGAGAUCGGUAAGCCAGACCCCUGUGCCUCGGGGCCCUGCCAGAACGGGGGCACCUGCUUCCACUACAUCGGCAAGUACAAGUGCGACUGUCCCCCAGGCUACGCUGGCCGGCACUGCGAGAUUGCGCCCUCCCCGUGCUUCCUUAGCCCCUGUGAGAAUGGUGCUACCUGCGAGGACCUCGGCUGGGGCUAUGCUUGCACGUGCCCCGUGGGCUAUGUAGGGAAGCACUGCCAGUCUGAGGUCGACUGCGGCGUCCCCAGCGAGGUGAAGCACGCCCAGGCCUCUUUCAACUCCACCAAGGUGGGCUCGCUGGCUGAAUACCAGUGUGAGCUGGGCUACACCCUCAGUCAGCACAACCACCCCCGUGUCUGCCGCUUACCAGGCGUCUGGAGCGACCCCCCAGAAUGCAAUGAGAUUGAUGAGUGCCUGUCCCAGCCCUGCCUGAACGGUGGCCGGUGCAAGGACCGCAUUGCCGAGUUCCUGUGCCUGUGUGAGCCAGGUUACACCGGCCACCACUGCGAGUCGGAUGUCGAUGAGUGCCAGUCAGAGCCCUGUAAGAACGGCGGGACCUGCUGGGACCUCCCCGGGUCCUUCACUUGCUACUGUCCCGAGGGCUUUGUGGGGACCCAGUGCGAGACAGAAGUAGACGCCUGCGAGUCAGCCCCUUGCCGAAAUGGAGGAGAGUGCGAGAGCUAUGGGGGCUCCUACCUCUGCGUGUGCCCAGAGGGUUUCUUCGGCUACCACUGCGAGAUAGCCAGCGACCCAUGCUUCUCCAGUCCCUGCGGGAGCAGAGGCUACUGCCUGCCCGGCAAUGGCACCCACAGCUGCACCUGCAAAGUCAGCUACACAGGCAAGAGCUGCGAAAAAGAAUUGCUGCCACCAACCUCAUUAAAGGUGGAAAGGGUGGAGGACACUGGUGUGUUGAUUUCUUGGCACCCACCUGAGGACGCAGCCGCCAGGCAACUCAUUGACGGCUACGCCGUGACGUACGUAUCCCUCGACGGCUCUUACCGCAGGACAGAUUUUGUGGACCGAAGUCGUUCUGCCCACCAAUUGCGGGCACUAGCCUCCGGCAGAGCCUACAAUAUUUCUGUCUUUUCAGUCAAACGCAACGUGAACAACAAGAAUGAUAUCAGCAGGCCCGUCAUGCUCACCACACGCACUAGACCGCGUACGGUGGAAGGCUUUGAGAUCACAAACGUGACAGCCAGCGCCAUCACGGUGCAGUGGGCUCUCCACCGGCUCAAGCACUCCACCGUCAGUAGGGUGCGUGUCUCCAUCCGCCGGCCGGGGGACCUGGCAGACCGCACCGUGGAGCUGAACAGCAGCGUGGCCAAGUACACCUUCCUGGACCUGCAACCAGGAGAGAGGUACAUCGUCCAUGUCACAACGCUGAGCGGCCUGGGGACGGAAGACCACCCCUCGGAGAGUCUGGUCCCGGCCCCCUUCCAUGUGUGGACGAGGCCUCUACCCCCCCAAAACCUCACUGCCUCCCGCGUCACCACCACCUCCGUGGCCAUGGUGUGGGAGCAGCCACCCACCGGUGCUGUGGAGGGGUACAUCAUCAACGUCACCACCGCUCAGAGUGUGAAGAGCCGCUACGUGCCCAAUGGGAAGCUUGUGUCCUACACAGUGCGGGACCUGCUCCCUGGGCAGUGGUACCGCCUGUCCGUGACGGCUGUGCAGAACACGGAGCAAGGCCAAGUGCACAGUGAGCCCAUCCACCUCUACGUCACCACCUUGCAGAGGGAUGGGGCUCCGGAGAGACGGUGGAGCCAAGGUGGACACCCCCGGGUCCUGCGCAACAGGCUGCCCCCAGCUUUCCUGCCUGAGCUCCGCUUGCUAGCGGAUCACGACAUAGCUGAGGAGCCCUCACCAGCCCCCAGGUUCACCGAGCUGGUGGAUGGCAGAGGGAGGAUCAGCGCCAGGUUUGGCACUGCACUGGGUAAAUCCAUCACUGUGAAGACACAGCCGGAGGCUCCAGUGAAGCUGGAGAAUGCGGAGGUGUCCAGCCAGGGCAGUCUGGCACUGCAGCUGCGUGAGGCAAAGAGCAAGAGCGAGGGGCAGAACUGCUCCACAAACCCCUGCAGGAACGGAGGCACCUGCACCAGGGAUGCCAAGUCCUACCACUGUGACUGCCGCCUGGGAUUUAAGGGCCGGCUCUGCGAGCUGGCAGCCUGCAAGAAGGUGCCACACUCGUGCACGCGGCUGUACUCGGAAACCAAGUCAUUCCCUGUGUGGGAAGGAGGCACCUGCCACUACCUAUACAGGAGAGUCUACAAGGUACACCAGGACAUCUGCUACAAGGAGAGCUGCGAGGGCACCGGUUCCGAGAAGACAACCAGCAGAAAACCAAGCAACAGUCACACACUGAAGAAGCCAUAGAGGUUCAAAGCAGUAGAAACUUCGUCUUUCCACAUCUAAGGGCUUUUGAAACACCAGGAAGAUCAGAUCUGCUCACUGGGUUGAACACAGCGGGGGAACCUUCCUGCCUGGCAUCAGCCUCUCCCUCUCCUCCAGCCCGUUAGGGACAUGCAGCCGGAUUGGCACGCCGAGCAGCACUCCCUUCCCUCCGCCGGACCAGCACUGCCUUCGCUCUGGCUUGCCUUACUCCGGCUGCCUCUCUGCCCCUGAGGAGCUGAGCGCCAGUGUACCGCAGUGGCUGGCUGGCUGCCCCUCGAGGGGACCAGCCCCGCUUAGCCCCCCUCCAGCUGCUCUGCACAAGGAAUGGGCUCCCAGCUCUGCUCAGGCAUUGGCGGGGCUGAGCCCAGCUCCCUGCCAACAGCAUCUGCACCAACCUGUUUUCGUAAUCCAAGGUUAUAAAUUACCUAUAACCCCCAAAUAAAACAGUUUAAUGCAGACUGAAAAGCCUUAGCUAUCACCUGAAAUGUGGCCCAAACAAUCUGGUUGGAGGAGACCUUCCCUAUGUAGACAAGUUAGAAAUGGUGAGCAGCUUCCCCCAAGCAGCAACGUGACUGUGGGCAGUGGAGGCACGUCCCUGUCUUCUCUGCUCUAGCAGGGGAAAUGGAGGCAGCUUCUACUGCCUGCCUUUUUUCUUUGCUUUGUAAACAAUCCCUGGUUUUAACCAAAUUUCCAGCUCAGAAAGCAAUAGAGCACCUAGAAAGAAUUUUAAAAGUGAUCUGUAGGAUGAAAUUUAUCAGUUGAGGUGUUAAAACCACAUUUGUUCUGACGCUGAUUGCCUCCAAGCCAGGGCAGGGCACAGCAUGGGCUCGGUGAUGAAGCGAGCUCCCCGUGCCAUCCCCCUGAGCUGCUCGCUUUGCGUUCAGCUUGGCACCACCCAGUGCCCAGAUGCCAGCGCUGUGUUGUCUGCGGAGGAGAGGACCAGCACGCAGUGGCUGCCCCACCAGCUGCAGCAGGGCAGGCAAGGAAAAAGUGUAGCUUAGAAACAUUCCUAGUUUUGUGAGUUUGUAUGACAACACUAGUUAAACAUAGAUUUGUGUAUUAAUGUACACAGUGUAUAUUAUAAAUUAAUACAUACCAGAGAUAUAUCGUAGUUAUGGUAUAGAGUGUUAUUUCCCCAGCAGCGUGGGAAGCAUCCCCGCGGGGCCGCCCUCCCCUCCCAUAAGCAUCGCAGCAUGCUUUGUUAUUCAGCCACGAGUGUCGAGCUGCAGCCCGGAAGAUGCUCUCAGAGCAGAACAGGCCCAGGAGUUUCGCUGCUCCUGCCACCACCCUCUCCCUCCCAGGAGCAGCGUAAGAGUGCUCGGCCCGCAGGAGCGGCUGCUGAGGCAUCCGGCAGCAGCCUGGGAGUGGCAGGGACAACGUAAAGCCAGGACCAGCGUGAUGCUCCCCUCCUGCACAGGCUCUAGCUCUGCUCCCAGAGAAGAACUGGAGUCAGAGAUGGACUUGCCUCAUUUUCCUCCUGCUGCAAGGUGAGCCCAGGUGUCGUGCCUCCCCUGGGGAAUGAGAAGCCAGCCCUUGCCUGGAAGAGCAGGGCUAGGGGAAAGCCAGAACAGUCUCUGCUGCCCACAAGGGAGGGGAGGUUUUGGGGCUGCUUGCACCCCUACCUUGUCAGCCAUGCGACCAGCGCUGACACGGGUUGCAAAGGCAGCCCCGCCACAGGACAGUCCUGUUUCAGCACAGUCCCUGGGCCCAGCCAGCGCUGCUGUGGGGCCUGUCCCCACAGCGAGGGGAAGCACAGCCCUGCUAUGAGCCGGCACAGCAUCCUGCUGCCUCCCGCCCCACAGGCAGCACAAUACGUAAUGCAGCCAGAAGGUUUUAACCUAGCCUUGGAAAUAAAUUAGUUAUUUUGGUUUGUUUUUUUUUUUUUUUUAAAUAAAAACACUUUAUGGGAA